Myotis myotis is the source of this 11506-nucleotide messenger RNA. RefSeq names its product neuron navigator 2 (gene NAV2). Bases 839 to 8188 code for a protein of 2449 amino acids. Gene Ontology annotation, molecular function: ATP binding; ATP hydrolysis activity; protein binding. NCBI's taxonomy places the organism in Eukaryota, Metazoa, Chordata, Mammalia, Chiroptera, Vespertilionidae. The transcript has 40 exons. Gene Ontology annotation, biological process: nervous system development; neurogenesis. The record is from RefSeq and is a predicted model, not a curated record.
UCCCCCGCGCGGAGCCCCGCAGCCAGCGCAGCGUUCCCGGGAACUGCGGCAGCCGCUCGCAAACGCAGCCCUGCCCAGCCGCGCGUCCCGGUGCCCGCGCCCCACGGCCAUAGUCUUGCUGCACUAUAGCUCACGGAGCAUGUGCAGACCCGCAGGCGUUCAGGUGCUAUCUGUCCGGGGGGCUUCGGGGCAGUGGUGACUGUCACGCCUACAGAGACCUUUCGGGGGCUCUCGCCGCGCCUCUGCGUCGCGGGGGACACUGCGGUGCUCGCCAUCAGGGAGGCAGCUUCCUCUCGGUGGUCUUGAGACUCCUUGAGCUCCGUGCACCCUCCCUCUCCUUCCUCCGCGAUUCGCGCCUUCCCUCGCCGCUCACACCCGCAGCCUCCCGGAGCGGAGGCGUGCGUGCCCGCUGCUUCUCUUCCAAAGGGGCCUCCUCACUUCGGAGAUGCAGUGACAAAUUAAUAUGGGAUUCCAAGCCUCGGGUUCCCAGGAGAAGAAUCGCAAGAGGCAACAGUCCCUGACCUCCCAGAGCUCUUGAAUAGGCCACCCCGAAGGGGCGUUAGGACCCGACUGCAGCAUCCAUCCAGCAUCCAUCCAGCCGGACCAGUUGAGCGCCUCGACCCAUCCUCUGCAGCAUUCCCGCACCCCGAAGGUGCGCUCGCCGGGUUGCUCCGAGCUCCCCGACCUCGGCUUUUUUUUUUUUUUUUUCCUUUUCCACUGGUGGUGGGCGCCUCGCGGGCCGAGCCCGGCGCCUGCUCUGCUGCCCGCGCUGCCUUUAGCGGUUGCCUCCGCUGCCGCUGCCAGGGACGUGCUGGGAAAACCGAAGCCCCGGGAGAAGAUGCCGGCCAUUCUGGUCGCCUCCAAAAUGAAGUCGGGACUGCCCAAACCCGUGCACAGCGCCGCGCCCAUUCUGCACGUGCCCCCGGCCCGGGCCGGCCCCCAGCCCUGCUACCUCAAGUUGGGAAGCAAGGUGGAGGUGAGCAAGACCGUCUUUCCCAGCCAGAUCCCGCUGAAAGCGCACGGGCUGCAGGAGCUGGCGGGGGAGGGGCUGCCGCUGCGGAAGAGCGGCUCGGUGGAGAACGGGUUUGAUACCCAGAUCUACACGGACUGGGCCAAUCACUAUCUAGCCAAAUCAGGCCACAAACGUCUCAUCAAGGAUCUCCAGCAAGAUGUGACGGACGGUGUCCUCCUGGCUCAGAUCAUCCAGGUUGUGGCAAAUGAGAAGAUUGAAGACAUCAAUGGCUGUCCGAAGAACAGAUCGCAAAUGAUUGAAAACAUAGAUGCCUGCUUGAAUUUCCUGGCAGCUAAGGGAAUAAACAUUCAGGGGCUGUCUGCAGAAGAAAUCAGGAAUGGAAACCUCAAGGCCAUCCUAGGCCUCUUCUUCAGCCUCUCCCGGUACAAGCAGCAGCAGCAGCAGCCCCAGAAGCAGCACCUCUCCUCUCCACUGCCGCCAGCUGUGUCCCAGGCGGCCGGGGCCCCCUUCCAGUGCCAGGCUGGCACUCCUCAGCAACAGGUGCCAGCCACUCCCCAAGCCCUGUGCCAGCCUCACCAGCCAGCACCACAUCAGCAGUCAAAAGCACAAGCCGAAAUGCAGUCCAGUGCAUCAUCCAAGGAUUCAUCUCAAAGCAAAAUCAUCCGCUUCACUCUGGGUCAGAAAAAGAUCUCUAGACUUCCAGGUCCUACCACAAGGGUAUCCGCUGCAGGCAGCGACGCCAAAACACGUGGAGGGGCGGCCGCUGCUAACAACCGACGCAGUCAGAGCUUUAACAACUAUGACAAGUCCAAGCCAGUCACCUCCCCACCCCCACCGCCAAGCAGCCAUGAGAAAGAGCCCUUGGCCAGCCCCGCCUCCUCCCACCCCGGGAUGAGCGAAAGUGCACCUGCUUCUUUCGAGAGUGGCAGCAGCUCCACCCUUGCUAACUGCGGUGUCUCCUCGGCCAUCCCCCAGCCCGGCGCGGCCACCAAGCCCUGGCGCAGCAAGUCCAUCAGCGUGAAGCACAGCGCCACGUCGUCCAUGCUCUCGGCCAAGCAGCCCGUGCCCGAGGCCCCCAGGCCCAGCCCCGAAGCCUUGAAGCCAGCGCCCAACACCCAGAAGUCCAUGCUGGAAAAGCUGAAGCUCUUCAACAGCAAAGGGGGCUCCAAGGCAGGGGAGGGCCCGGGGUCUCGGGACACGAGCUGUGAGCGGCUGGAGAUUCUGUCCAGCGUCGAAGAGAGCGAAGAGAUGGAGGCCACCGGCCGCACGCCCUCCACGACGGGCCCCGCUUCCAGCAGCCCCAAGAUUGCACUCAAGGGCAUUGCCCAGAGAACGUUCAGCCGGGCGCUGACCACCAAGAAGAGUUCCCCAAAAGGCAACGAGAAGGAGAAGGAGAAACAGCAGCGGGAGAAGGAAAAGGAGAAAAGCAAGGACCUUGCCAAGAGAGCCUCUGUGACGGAGAGGCUGGACCUCAAAGAGGGGCCCAGAGAAGACCCCAGCGGGGCAGCCGCGACCGAGAUGCCAAAAAAGUCCUCCAAGAUCGCCAGCUUCAUCCCCAAAGGGGGCAAGCUCAGCAGUGCCAAGAAGGAGGCCGCGGCCCCUUCCCUCAGUGGAAUACCAAAACCAGGGAUGAAGAGCAUGCCCGGGAAGUCCCCAAGUGCCCCUGCCCCUUCCAAGGACGGGGAGCGGAGCCGGGGUGGGAAGCCGAGCUCGGGGCUGCCCCAGCAGAAGCCCCAGCUGGACGGCAGACACUCCAGUUCCUCCUCCAGCCUGGCGUCCUCGGAAGGCAAAGGCCCCAGCGGGACCACCCUGAACCACAGCAUCAGCAGCCAGACUGUCAGCGGCUCCGUCGGGACCACCCAGACCACAGGAAGCAACACCGUCAGUGUUCAGCUACCUCAGCCCCAGCAGCAGUACAGCCACCCCAACACUGCCACGGUCGCGCCGUUCCUGUACAGGUCCCAGACAGACACCGAAGGGAAUGUUACCGCCGAGUCCAGCUCCGCGGGGGUGAGCACGGAGCCCAGCCACUACUCCAAGAGUGGACAGCCUGCCCUGGAAGAACUCACCGGGGAAGACCCCGAGGCACGGCGACUGCGGACAGUGAAGAACAUCGCCGAUCUGCGGCAGAAUUUGGAGGAGACCAUGUCCAGUUUACGGGGAACUCAGGUUACACACAGCACAUUAGAAACCACAUUUGACACCAACGUCACCACGGAGGUCAGCGGGCGCAGUAUCCUCAGCUUGACGGGCAGGCCCACUCCUCUGUCCUGGAGACUCGGCCAGUCCAGCCCUCGGCUCCAAGCAGGAGAUGCCCCCUCCAUGGGCAACGGGUACCCGCCUCGAGCCAACGCCAGCCGGUUCAUCAACACCGAGUCGGGCCGCUACGUGUACCCUGCCCCUCUGAGGAGGCAGCUGGCGUCCAGGGGCAGCAGCGUGUGCCAUGUGGACAUCUCCGACAAGGCCGGAGACGAGAUGGACCUGGAAGGCCUCAGCGUGGACGCCCCCGGCUACAUGAGCGAUGGGGACGUCCUGAGCAAGAACAUCCGGACGGAUGACAUCACCAGCGGGUACAUGACGGAUGGCGGACUUGGCCUCUACACCCGCCGCCUGAACCGGCUCCCGGAUGGGAUGGCUGUAGUGCGGGAGACCCUGCAAAGAAACACCUCCCUGGGCCUCGGAGACGCUGACAGCUGGGAUGACAGCAGCUCCGUCAGCAGCGGGAUCAGCGACACCAUAGACAACCUCAGCACUGAUGACAUCAACACCAGCUCCUCCAUCAGCUCCUAUGCCAACACACCUGCCUCUUCUCGCAAAAACCUGGAUGUGCAGACCGACGCGGAGAAGCACUCGCAGGUGGAGAGGAACUCCCUCUGGUCGGGCGAUGAUGUCAAGAAGUCCGACGGAGGGUCAGACAGCGGCAUAAAGAUGGAGCCGGGGUCCAAGUGGCGGCGGAAUCCCUCGGACGUGUCUGAUGAGUCUGACAAAAGCACGUCGGGCAAGAAGAACCCCGUCAUCUCCCAGACAGGCUCGUGGCGGCGAGGCAUGACCGCCCAGGUGGGCAUCACCAUGCCGAGGACGAAGCCGGCUGCCCCGGCGGGCACGCUCAAGACGCCGGGAACCGGAAAAACUGACGAUGCAAAGGUGUCCGAGAAAGGAAGGCUCUCUCCCAAAGCCUCCCAGGUGAAGCGCUCCCCGUCCGACGCUGGCCGCAGCAGUGGGGACGAAUCCAAAAAGCCCCUCCCCGGCAGCGCCAGGACGCCCACUGCCAAUGCCAACAGCUUUGGGUUCAAGAAGCAGAGUGGCUCGGCCGCCGGUCUGGCCAUGAUCACAGCCAGUGGAGCCACUGUCACCAGCAGGUCAGCCACCCUGGGCAAAAUCCCAAAGUCAUCGGCGCUUGUGGGUCGGUCCACUGGCCGGAAGACGAGCAUGGACGGGGCUCAGAACCAGGACGACGGGUACCUGUCCCUCAGCUCCCGGACAAACUUGCAGUACCGGAGUUUGCCACGGCCCAGUAAGUCCACCAGCCGCAACGGGGCUGGGAACAGAUCUAGUACCAGCAGCAUCGAUUCCAACAUCAGCAGCAAGUCCGCAGGCCUGCCGGUGCCCAAGCUGAGGGAGCCUUGCAAAACGGCCCUGGGCAGCUCUCUGCCGGGUCUGGUCAACCAGACGGACAAAGAGAAAGGCAUCUCAUCUGACAGUGAGAGCGUGGCUUCCUGUAACUCAGUGAAGGUGAACCCAGCAGCCCAGCCUGUGUCCAGUGCGGCUCAGGCCACUCUCCAGCCGGGCACCAAGUACCCUGACGUGGCCUCUCCCACACUCCGCAGACUCUUUGGUGGGAAGCCUAGCAAGCAAGUGCCCAUGGCCACAGCUGAAAACAUGAAAAACGCGGUGGUCCUCUCCAAUCCUCAUGCCACCUUGACCCAGCCAGGUAACUUAGAGUCCCCCUCGGGCAGCGGCGCCCUGAGCAGCGGGAGCAGCAGUCCGCUCUACAGUAAGAAUGUGGACAUCAACCCGUCUCCGCUAGCCUCCAGCCCCAGCUCAGCACACUCAGGCCCCUCCAACAGCCUCACCUGGGGCACCAACGCCAGCAGCUCCUCAGCAGUUAGCAAGGGCUUCCAGUCCGUCAGCAGCCUGCACACCAGCUGUGAGUCCAUCGACAUCUCCCUCAGCAGCGGAGGGGGGCCGAGCCACAACUCCUCCUCGGGCCUCCUCGCCUCCUCUAAGGACGACUCCCUGGCUCCCUUUGUGCGAACCAACAGUGUGAAGACCACACUGUCCGAAAGCCCUCUCUCCUCCCCUGCCGCUAGCCCUAAGUUCUGCAGAAGUACUUUGCCCAGGAAACAGGACAGUGACCCGCACCUUGAUAGGAACACUUUGCCUAAGAAAGGACUCAGGUACACCCCCACCUCCCAGCUCCGCACACAAGAAGACGCAAAAGAAUGGUUACGGUCCCACUCUGCAGGAGGCCUGCAGGACACGGCUGCCAAUUCCCCUUUCUCCUCCGGCUCCAGCGUCACUUCUCCCUCCGGAACGAGGUUCAACUUCUCUCAGCUUGCGAGUCCCACCACUGUCACCCAGAUGAGCUUGUCCAACCCAACCAUGCUGAGGACCCACAGCCUCUCCAAUGCCGAUGGGCAGUAUGACCCGUACACCGACAGCCGCUUCCGGAAUAGCUCCAUGUCCCUGGAUGAGAAGAGCAGAACCAUGAGCCGCUCAGGCUCCUUCCGGGAUGGGUUUGAAGAAGUUCAUGGAUCCUCGCUCUCCUUGGUUUCCAGCACAUCGUCCAUUUAUUCAACACCAGAAGAAAAAUGCCAGUCAGAGAUUCGCAAACUGCGGCGGGAGCUGGAUGCCUCCCAGGAAAAGGUUUCAGCUUUGACCACCCAGCUGACAGCAAAUGCUCACCUCGUGGCAGCCUUUGAACAGAGUCUUGGAAACAUGACAAUCAGGCUCCAGAGUUUGACCAUGACGGCUGAGCAGAAGGAUUCUGAACUGAAUGAGUUAAGAAAAACCAUUGAGUUGCUAAAGAAACAGAAUGCAGCUGCCCAGGCUGCCAUUAAUGGAGUAAUUAACACUCCGGAGCUCAACUGCAAAGGAAAUGGUACCUCCCAGUCUGCAGACCUCCGCAUCCGCAGGCAGCACUCCUCCGACAGCGUGUCCAGCAUCAAUAGCGCCACCAGCCACUCCAGCGUGGGCAGCAACAUAGAAAGCGAUUCAAAGAAAAAGAAGAGAAAGAAUUGGGUCAAUGAGUUACGCAGCUCCUUCAAGCAAGCGUUCGGGAAGAAGAAGUCCCCCAAGUCGGCGUCCUCUCAUUCAGACAUCGAGGAGAUGACGGACUCUUCUUUGCCUUCCUCACCAAAGUUACCGCACAACGGCUCCUCGGGUUCCACGCCACUGCUCAGGACCUCCCACUCCAACUCCCUCAUUUCGGAGUGCAUGGAUAGUGAGGCGGAGACGGUCAUGCAGCUCCGGAAUGAGCUGAGAGACAAGGAGAUGAAACUGACGGACAUCCGCCUUGAAGCCCUCAGCUCUGCACACCAGCUCGACCAGCUCCGGGAGGCCAUGAACAGGAUGCAGAGUGAAAUAGAGAAGCUGAAAGCUGAGAAUGACCGGCUAAAGUCAGAGUCUCAAGGCAGCGGCUGCAGCCGAGCGCCCUCCCAGGUGUCCCUCUCGGCCUCCCCGAGGCAGUCCAUGGGCCUCUCCCAGCACAGCCUGAACCUCACUGAGUCAACCAGCCUGGACAUGUUGCUGGAUGACACUGGUGAAUGCUCGGCUCGGAAGGAAGGAGGCAGGCAUGUUAAGAUAGUUGUCAGCUUUCAGGAGGAAAUGAAGUGGAAGGAGGAUUCCAGGCCACACAUCUUUCUUAUUGGCUGCAUUGGAGUGAGUGGCAAGACGAAGUGGGAUGUGCUCGAUGGGGUGGUUAGACGGCUGUUCAAAGAAUACAUUAUUCACGUCGACCCAGUGAGUCAGCUCGGGCUGAAUUCGGACAGUGUGCUGGGCUACAGCAUCGGGGAAGUCAAGCGCAGCAACACCUCCGAGACGCCCGAGCUGCUGCCCUGUGGCUACCUGGUGGGAGAGAACACCACCAUCUCCGUGACCGUCAAAGGGCUCGCGGAGAACAGCCUGGACUCGCUGGCGUUCGAGUCCCUGAUCCCCAAGCCCAUCCUGCAGCGCUACGUCUCCCUGCUGGUGGAGCACCGGCGCAUCAUUCUCUCCGGCCCCAGCGGCACCGGGAAGACCUACCUGGCCAACCGGCUGUCCGAGUACCUGGUGCUUCGGGAGGGACGAGAGCUGACAGACGGGGUCAUCGCCACCUUCAACGUGGACCACAAGUCCAGCAAGGAAUUGCGCCAGUACCUGUCCAACCUUGCCGACCAGUGCGCCAGUGAGAACAACGCUGCGGACAUGCCUCUCGUCAUCAUCCUGGACAACCUGCACCAUGUCAGCUCCCUGGGCGAGAUCUUCAAUGGGCUGCUCAGCUGCAAGGACCACAGAUGCCCUUACAUAAUCGGCACAAUGAACCAGGCUACCUCUUCUACUCCCAACCUGCAGCUCCAUCACAACUUCAGGUGGGUGCUUUGUGCCAACCACACGGAGCCCGUGAAGGGUUUCCUUGGCCGGUUCCUGCGGCGGAAGCUCAUGGAGACGGAGAUCAGUGGGCGGGUGCGGAAUGUGGAGCUGGUGAAAAUCAUCGACUGGAUUCCCAAGGUCUGGCAUCACCUCAACCGCUUCCUGGAGGCUCACAGCUCCUCAGACGUCACCAUAGGCCCCCGGCUCUUCCUGUCAUGCCCCAUCGACGUGGAUGGCUCCAGGGUGUGGUUCACCGACUUGUGGAACUACUCAAUUAUCCCCUAUCUCCUGGAAGCCGUCAGGGAAGGACUCCAGCUCUACGGAAGGCGGGCCCCCUGGGAGGACCCUGCCAAGUGGGUGAUGGACACCUACCCCUGGGCAGCCAGCCCGCAGCAGCACGAGUGGCCUCCCCUGCUGCAGCUCCGGCCCGAGGAUGUCGGCUUCGACGGCUACUCCAUGCCUCGGGAGGGCUCGGCCAGCAAGCAGAUGCCCCCCAGCGACGCUGAAGGAGACCCGCUGAUGAACAUGCUGAUGAGGCUGCAGGAGGCAGCCAACUACUCCAGCCCCCAGAGCUACGACAGCGACUCCAACAGCAACAGCCAUCACGACGACAUCCUGGACUCAUCCCUGGAGUCAACUCUGUGACAGGGUCCAGCCAUGGAGCCUGCCCACCUCCUCCUCGCCUCGCCCCACUUCACCUCCUUCCUCUGCACCAUCCUGAAGAUGCCCUCCUGAGCCAGCCCGGCCGCAGCAUGAGCGCUGCAGGAACACCAAGCCCCCGGUCCUCCCUCCCAGACCUGGGUGCAGCCAUCCCGGGCCAGCCCCCUGGGACUGCUUCCUUCCACAGUGAGAACUGCACUAUCUUCGGUUUCAUUUAAAUCAUUGCUCUUGCCUUGUUGCUGUGACCUCCCCAAGUCACUGAAGAUACUUCUCGGGAAAGGACCAUCACCGUUGAAACGAAAAGGGUUAAACAUGGGAACCCCACUUGAAGUUCUGAAACCAAACAGCAUCCUGCCACGAGCUGCCCAGAGACAGACAGACUGGAGCAAACCUUGAAACCCCGACAGCACGGCUUCCCCUCACUCAGACCCUGCCAAGUGGGUCUGGCCGCCAGCACCCUCACGUCCAUGCCAACUCACCCAACCGGCCACAGAGAACUGGUGCUAACGAGGCACUUGCUUUGUCACACAACAAACGUCAGCGCUACGCACAGGGAAACCUUAGGAGAAAACACCUCGUGCUCUCUGCUCUGUUCUGUUUCCUAAAUGGUGCUCUCCUUCCCCGAGAGGUAUUUUGCCUGUUCCAGUCCAGCCACACCUCCCCCCGUCACCUCCGGUGAGCCUACGAGUGUGCGUGCAGGAGUGAGAAUGUGCCCGAGCGGACCUGCCAGGGCAGACAGCAUGCGUCUGUCUCCUUAGAAAUGAAUCAGGUUUCUUUUCUGCAAACACUGUGUCCAGUGAGAAUUGGUCUCCUUUGGAGAACUGAUGACCCCUUUGAGAAUGAGGUUGAGUUUCUCCCUUUCUGACUCUUUGAUUUUGAAGAUUUGUCUCCUUCCCUUCCCCACCCUCGCACCCCACCCCCACCCCGUCCACCCGCAGUCAGAAUCAAUCCUUUGGUGGAAGUGAGAACCGCUGGAGUUGAGUCUUGGUUUUCAGUUGUCCAUCCUCACAGUUCCACACACUCGCCUCCCACUGGGGCCUGGGUCACCACGUCCUGUGGAGUGGGCCGGGACCCCAUCCUCAGCACGUGGGGGAGCCGGGACCUUGCCUUUCCUUCUGUCCUCGAGGCUUCGGAACGCACGUCGACACCUCCAGCGUGCCAGCUCCAACCUCAGGUGGGUGGUGAGGUCACCUCUCGAAAGACUUGCACUUUUCUCAGAACAAACGUGAUGCAACUCAACUAGGGAGUGGCAGCCCGGCCACUCCCUCCUGGAUGCCCCAGCCUCGGGCUUCGUCGGACGAGCCUUGCCUGACCUCUUCGGUGCUGACCUUCCCAAAGUGAUGCCUUACUGGUUUUGUACUAACCGUGUUCAUGGAUGAGUGUCGUGCCUGCCUGGGGUCCGUUUUUUUAUUUUCCCCAUCAGAGCAAACAGGGCUAAAAAGUCAUCCCACUCAGUAGGAGAACUCACGUUGCUGUGACUUUUAUCUCAUCCAAAAGACUCAUUUGUAUGGGUGUGUGACUAUGGGAAAAAAGAAAAGAAAAAAGAAAAAAAAAGAUCCAUUUUUUAGGUUCUUAACAGUCUCCAGCUAACACGUAGGCAGAAGUUCCUCCAGGUCUACGUGAUGUUGCUGGUUACAUGCCGUGCUAGUACGUGUCUUCAACAUACUGGUAUCUUCCUUACAGAGUGUGGUAAACCUUUCAGUUGUUUGUUUCUGUUUUAUAAGGAGAAUCAAUAUUCCACCCCAGUGGGGGCAUCUCUGUUAAUGAUCAGGGUUUUUAUUCCAUCUUUCGAUUUCUAUUUCUGAAGGUCCAUCUCUCUCUGUUUUCAUUUUACCACAAGAGCUUGACCUGACACUGCUCACACUGCAUUGGAGAACCAUUUUCUCCCUCCUCGAAAGGAAAAGGGGAAUUUUUCCCACUAACUGGUGCACGGACAAACCUCUCAACACUGUCCCGGUUUUAAUCUCAGUAAACUCGGACUCUCGUCUGCUAAGCCUUCAUCAAUCAUCUGGGUGUGUGAGUGUGUCUUGUUCUGUUCUGUUUUUCAUAAAACCCUUAAACCAUAUAGUUAGCCUGUGACCACAGGCCAAACCCUGAGCCUUCUGGGCAACCUGAAGAGUGGUCCUUCUCAUUGUAUCUCCCAGUGAUGACCUUACGCUCAUACUGUGAAUUUGGGAAGAGGUAAAAUUGACUGUUCCUCAUGGGCAGUUUUCCCAGUCACCUUGUGAGUAGACACCUGCCAGUAUUGUUUGAGAUAUUCUCUCUCUCUCUCUCUCUCUCUCUCUCUCUCUCUCUCUCUCUCUCUCUCUCUCUCUCUCUCUCACCUCUUUUCUUCUCCCCUCUCCCACAGACUUCCCUCCCACUGGGUCCAGGUUCAGAACCGAGACCUCCGUCCCUGGUGCUGCCUGACUAGUGAAAGUGAUUCCAAGUAGUGUAGCCCUUGUGUGAUUCACAACUCAGUGACCUUCCUAGAGCUUCGGAAGCAGGGUUGUCUGAUGUGCACAUUUCUCCUCUUGGUCAUAUUUUACUUUAUUCGUGUCACUCACCUUUGACAAAGUGACUUUGUGCUCAUUUAGGGCUCUGUCCGAAAUGCUUCCAUUUUGCCUUUUUCUACAGUUUAGGCUAAUUUUGAAAUGUAUGAAAUUCUAUGCAACAUUUAUGUUGAGUUACCAAUGGAAGCCAAAAGUUUCUUCCCAAACUGCCAAGACUUAUACAGGCCAUAAAUGAGAUGGGAAUGCCUUUUCCUUUAAGGUGGGGGGUGGGGUAGGUGGGGGGACCAGGAAUGGGUUUUGCCUACACCUUCGUUGUAUCUUGGGAACAUUUUUUAUUUAAUUGCUGAUGCUCUAAACUUCAGAAUUCUGUAUAUUCAAAUUUGAUUGUGGCGAAUCUACUUCAAAAAGAAGAAAAAAUAAUCCAACGUUGUGGAUAUUCAACGGGAGGUUUGCUGUAUUGAUCUAGUUGUUUUCCAGUGGAGCAGUUUAUGAAAUAUGUUCUAUAAGAUGUACAUUUUUUCAUUGUAACAUAGAAAUUGUAAAUAAUCGAUUAAAGUGCUGCAUUUUGAUGAAUUUUUUCUAGCCAUUUUUAAAGAGAAAACUAGGAAUUGAGUAUUUUGUGUACGGUAUGUUUCCGUCCUCCCUCCCUUCCUCCUCCCCUCCCUCUCUCCCUAUUUAAUUUUCAUUUGUCAUGAGGUUUUUGGAUUUGCCAGUGAUCUGCUGGAGAUAAUGCCCCACGUCAUGGAGAAUAAAGCUGAUGAUUGUACCAGUCUUAAAUUAUUCAUGAUUCAAUAAAAUUGAUGCUUAUUUA